AUACAAACAGGAAGUACCGGAAUUGUAGUGGCGCUGCUGCAUGGCAACACACACAAGAACACGAGCAACUAUUCAAAACAAAUAGUUAGGGUGGUUUAAUAUAACUAAAUAUACGCAUUAUUAUACAAAAAGGAUAUGCAAAUGUUAAAAGGACUGAUUAAUCGAGCGAAUGGAUUUGAACGAAGGAUCUGUUUUGGGCGUGUUCACAUGCGAGCUGUGUGAAUUGUCCAGUCCGUACUCAUUUUAUGGACACAAACCUCCCAACACAAGAGCUAUAGUGCUUUUAGAAGAAUGUUAUGGAAUGAGAGAUCCCUUUAGCCCAGAGAGAGAAAAGUUCCUCGUUUUAGGAUCAAAGUGCUGUGUGUGUAGUAAGAUGGUGUGUGUUAGCAUGGACUGCAGUCUGUUCUAUACCAAACGCUUUUGCUUGCCAUGUGUGCGGAAUCACCUCCAUCAGUUUCCAGAACAGAUUCAAAAUGAGCUGGCAAAGAAAAGGAAUGUCCAAAAGAUGUCCUAACUUCUCAUCAGUCUGGAUAAGAGGACAUUCAUGAACCUAACAUCUUUCUUGACAUAAUAAAAUAAUACAUGUUUUAAUUUGCA
Messenger RNA from Myxocyprinus asiaticus (Chinese sucker), 597 nucleotides. Its product is annotated as cysteine-rich DPF motif domain-containing protein 1-like. The record is from RefSeq and is a predicted model, not a curated record. Lineage: Eukaryota; Metazoa; Chordata; Actinopteri; Cypriniformes; Catostomidae. The transcript has 3 exons. The coding region runs from base 170 to 514 and encodes 114 amino acids.